AUGUGGUCCCGGAACAACGCCGCCGCCGUCGCCUUCAGCUUCCUCUUCGUGGGAGCCAACAUGAGCCUCUUCAUCUCGCGCGCCUACCAGUACAGCGACACCAACCUGCUCGAGAUGGGCGCCAGGAAUAACGGUUGCCUUUCGAUGAGCUGGGGUUUGUUUGGAACAUAUGAAAGGCAGCAGCAGUUCACUUUGUUCUGUCGAUAUCUUGACAUUGGGAAUCAAACGCAAUGGGCAAAGGACCUUCGUCUGCCUGGGUUUAUGUUGUCGCAGUCGCUAGCUUUGCAUAAAUUCCGGUUGGUCACAAAGAUAGUCCGCCGGUCCGUGACGCGCCUGCGCAACUCGUGCCUCGGCCGCUUCUUUCCCUGCGACCAGCACGUCCACUUCCACAAGAUGGCUGGCUGGACCGUCUUCUUCUUCUCCAUCCUUCACACUCUCUUCCAUCUCGCCAACUUCGUGACACUGAGCGACACGACGGGCAUCAGUGUCUGGAACUACAUGUGGGACACCGGUCUUGGCAUCGGCUGGGUGGGCGGCCUCGCGAACCCAACGGGCGUUGCACUCCUGGUCUUGCUAUUCAUCAUCGUUGCCUUCAGCCAUCGUAUAGUCAGGAAAUCAGGUUAUUUUGAGAUCUUUUAUUGGACACACUUGCUGUCGCUGCCCUUCUGGGUGUUAACCGUGCUGCAUGGACCAAAUUUCUGGAAGUGGCUCUUGCUGCCCGGAACAGCUUUCCUCAUGGAAACCUGCCUGCGUGUGGCCCAGGUGUGCUCUCCGCGGGGCCAGACCGCCAUAAUCUCCGGCAACACUCUGCCUUCAAAGGUCGUGAGGCUGGCGAUCCGCAGGCCGAGGGACUUCGAGUUCCAACCCGGCGAGUAUGUGUACCUGCGAGUGCCGGCCAUCGCCCGCUACGAGUGGCAUCCGUUCACCAUCUCUUCGGCGCCAGAGCAGGAAGACGUAUUCACGGUACACAUCCGGUCGGUGGGCGAGUGGACGCGACGUCUGUUCGACAUGUUCCACACGGAACCUGCGGCCCCGGUUUCACAGUUGGAAAACGAGGCCGAGAUCAAAGACAAGGCGAAGUCCUCCUCGGAAGGUAUUCCGAACCCUGCCUUUAUACCCAGCCAAGACGAGGAGCACAAGCAGGACACCGUAAUUGAGGUGGAAGGGAAGGGGUCAGGCCGCUACAUCAACAACCUCCUGGAGUUCAACAGGAAGAUGAGUGUGUUUGGGCGGCCGGCCAUGCUGUCCGUGGAGGCAACAGAGAGGAAACCCGCCGUGGGCGGCUGCGAGGAAACGCACUGCCCUCCGUCCACCGCCGACGCCAACUACAGACUCGAGCGUAAGAAGUCCUCGAGUCUUUCGAGCCUCAGUACUCUGAAGGCCGAACUUGCGUGGCCACUGCAGGGCCUGCAGUUUGACUCCAAGCACUCGUCGCUCGGCGCCAGCAACUCCAGCCUGAGUUCCUUGCGCGAGAGCCAGCAGAGCGGCGCAGACACGAUAACCUCUUCGCCAUCUCAGAAGGUGCAGAUUACACCGGUGAAGACCAAAAAGGCUGUUGAGGUGUACGUGGACGGCCCCUACGGGACGCCCUCCACGAGGAUCUUCUCCGUGAGCCACGCCGUGCUCAUCGGGGCGGGCAUCGGGGUUACGCCCUUCGCCUCCAUUCUACAAAGUGUCAUGAUGAGAUAUCGAGCAGCAAAGGCACCGUGUCCACACUGCCAUGUGCAUAGCUGUGUGGCGUUGCCAGCCACUCUCAGGAAGUUGCGUAAGGUGGAUUUCAUGUGGGUAAAUCGCGACCUGGGCAGCUUCGAAUGGUUCCUAGAAGUCCUGGCGGCAUUAGAGGAGGAACAGCGCGUGGUGGGCGCCGCAAUGGAGGCCUUCCUAAGCCUACACUUGUACAAGACCGGCCCUGCUCCCCUCAGUCCAAACCUCCCUCUCUCCUCCUCCAUCCGGCAUGGCAGACCUGACUGGGACAAGGUGUUCCAGGGUAUACGAGAGUCUCGGAUUGGGAAGGUGUGCGUGUUCUACUGUGGUCCUCCGGCACUGGUGGGCGUCCUGAGGGAGAAGUGCAUUCAGUAUAAGUUUGAAUUCAAGCGCGAAAUGUUCUGAAAGACUCGUUUGUCUGACAGUGGCAAUGCGUUUGCAGCGUGAUAUGUGAUUAUCUAUGGACAGGUGUUGUGACUGCCUGCAAUGAUAAAUAAAAUUACCUAGUAGGUGUGUGAUAAACGUGUUGCCUGAAUGGCCGUAAUCCUCCACCAUUCGAAGGAGUGUGACAUAGGACUGGAACUCCGGAAACGGACGGAAACACGAAAAAUAACUUGUAGAAAAGUGUGAAAGUCGAGUUGAGUUUCAAGUUUCAAAUCUCAACCGGACUGCAUGAUCUUCGUAUGGUGUGGUGCAGCGCUACAGUGUCUUUCACGUUUUUGUUUCAGUCAUCAGCAAUUAUAUACGGACAAUACAUAUAUUUCUUUUUGAAACCACUCUCUUGGACCCUGGAAGGAAUUACAGAAGAAACUUGCAUGGCUUCAGCUUGACGUGGUGCAAAUUACCAUUACUGCGAUAAAGCACGAGAAGAGGAACAGAGAGAAUGGAGAAACACUUACCGGGAUGGAUGGAUUGUAAGUCAACUAGAAGCUGUGAUACCUUGUGUUGUAUAAAGUUUAGAUAAUAGGACCACCAGACAGUGCGUCGUAUACGUGGAUAUUUCUCGUAGUCUAAGAUCUAUGCAUAUUCUCAUUAUCAUUACCAAGACUGUUCUGCCUAAGCCAGACUGCUCUACUGACAGUUCUCAUUAUAACUGUUAUAAAUCACAUGUGUGUAUUGUAUGAAUCAUUUCACAUCUGUUUCGAGGAUCAUACCUUGCGAUCCGAAAAUUUUCUGUCUCCUAUGAUCGCUCGUCUUUCGUGUCCGAAUAGCGUGUUUCUGUACGAAAAUAUCUAAAUAUGUGUAUAUUUCUUAUAAUAAGACGUGACAUAUAUUGCCAGAGAUCAUAUCAUGUGAAUAUACAUAUUUUCAUAUAAAAUAGGUCGACAUCUUCAAUGCAUAAGCACAUUUGCAAUUCGUAGCCCUGCCUGCCCCGUCAAGUUAUCUGUCAGAGCAGGGAUGCAGGGCAGCAACAGUUUCAUCCUUGUUUUUCAUUCCUGAUUGUUGUGUAUUGGGAUCUCCGUGAGGAGCGCGGCUCUGAAGACAGUGUUGGAAGGGAAAUUUUGGUUAAGGUGGGGUUUGAAGCAGAAAACUAAACGCUAAGGAAGUAUCAAAGUGGAACAUGACUGAUGGAAUCCGAUCCUUUAAAGAAAUCGUAGGCUCUACGUUCUUUAUCUUUCUUCGCUAGUUAAGGUAUGGCUUAAUUUUGUGUAUCGU
This is a messenger RNA of Penaeus monodon (black tiger shrimp), 3360 nucleotides long. Its product is annotated as NADPH oxidase 5-like. Gene Ontology annotation, cellular component: plasma membrane; NADPH oxidase complex. Lineage: Eukaryota; Metazoa; Arthropoda; Malacostraca; Decapoda; Penaeidae. Bases 1 to 2109 code for a protein of 702 amino acids. The transcript has 11 exons. Gene Ontology annotation, molecular function: superoxide-generating NAD(P)H oxidase activity. The record is from RefSeq and is a predicted model, not a curated record. Gene Ontology annotation, biological process: superoxide anion generation; defense response.